Molecule: messenger RNA, 1442 nt
Organism: Armigeres subalbatus
Lineage: Eukaryota; Metazoa; Arthropoda; Insecta; Diptera; Culicidae
Exons: 5
Coding region: 195-1370 (391 amino acids)
Source: RefSeq, a predicted model, not a curated record
UCGAACUGAUUUUCUCCAUCCCAAGCACAUCAUCCAGGAAUCGGAAGCAAGCCACUUGUCGCGUGUUUAUUUUUACGCUCACUAUCUGGACCAGCAGUUUGUCGGCGUGGCUCCAUAAGAUAGGAUUCGCUUCUACUCCGUUCCAAGAGCAAGUUUCAAGUGACCUCAGGCGACUGUGAACGAGCCACUUAGAUAUGCUUUGGCUAAUUUGGUGCGUGCUUUUCGGUAGUUUACGAUUCGCAGCCACGCUCAGUGAUGUCGUACGUACGGAAACCGAGUUCGAUUUGGUGGAAGGACAUCGGCAAGCAAGACUCUUCCCUUUCUACUCGAUUGGUCGCAUUGCCAAUAUUCCUUGUAAUGCCACGAACGGUUUGAGGGGGACGUGCUUGAUUCGUGGAGAGUGUGCUGAUAACCUGGGUAUUGCUGGUGGCACAUGCAGCACCCUUACCGCCCAAGCCACAUGUUGUAUAUUCAGCAGAACAUGUGGAGGUUCAACCAAUCUCAACAGCACUUAUUUCACGAACACUGGAUAUCCAGGAACAUUCAACGCUGGAGGCACAUGCACUUUCACCAUUACCCCAUGCAGUUCAUCAGUUUGUCAAUUGAGAAUUGAUUUUCGUUCUCUGACGCUCGCUCAACCGGAUGGCGAUGGAAACUGUGUUACGGAUGUUCUAACAAUAACCGGUGGUAGUUCGGAAGUUCCUCCGAUUUGUGGUGAAAAUACAGGUCAACAUGUGUAUGUAAACUUCGAUGGUCUGAGUCCUAUUACUAUUAGGGUGUCUACUACGGCUGGAUCUACUCUAGGUCGAAUGUGGAACUUGCAGUUAUCUCAAAUUGCUUGUGACUCAGAGUUACGAGCUCCGGACGGUUGUUUGCAGUACUAUUUGGACUCAACUGGGGUGAUCAGUAGCUUCAACUACGGUUUUGGGGCAAAUCCAAAUUUGAACUCACUUGGAGCUACCGGAACGAGGCAGAUCGCUGGGCAACGAUACGGAAUCUGCAUUCGAGCUGGUGCAGAUCGGUGCACAAUCACAUAUAGUUUGCCAACAUCGGAUGGAUCGUACGCGUUCACAGUAUCGGGCGAUGCUGAAGUAGUUGACCCUGCUUUGGUCGGAAUGGGAAUUUUGGGCGAGAAUGGAGAUGUCUGUACUACGGACUAUGUGGUGAUUCCGGAUCCUCUGGUCACUGAUGCGAAUGCGGCGGGAGCUGUUUUUAACGAUAGAUUCUGUGGUCUUGGAAUAUUUCCAGUAACAAGUCAAGUAAAGCCAUUCGUAGUUUAUGUCGUGUGGGAUGAUAACGAGACGCCGGAUGUGGCCAACAGAGGAUUCCGGUUGGCAUACACACAGAACGCCUGCACGAUUACUGGUUAAUUACACUUCGGAUUUCGAUUAUACCUGGUCAGUUAAGGUUUGUUAUUUUCAAAUAUAAACAAAAGUCAGACA